This is a messenger RNA of Paramuricea clavata, 6260 nucleotides long. The record is from the annotation of a GenBank genome assembly. Lineage: Eukaryota; Metazoa; Cnidaria; Anthozoa; Malacalcyonacea; Plexauridae.
ACAUCAUUGGUAGUGAUGAUACCCCUUAUUGUGGUGGAAUUUUUAAACUUGAUAUAAAUAUUCCAGAAAGGUAUUGUAGUUUACAGUAUUUGGGAUAUUUCCGUAAAAUGGUUUUCUAAUUUUAUGAUCACCUAUAUUCCUGAUGAAAAUAGUGCUGUACGGCAAAUCUUGUUUUGUAUUUUGUAUUUUAGCAAAUCUUUAUAUUAAGACUUUGUUUAGCUAUUAUAUAGACAUACUGUAUAUAUAUAACUCGCUAGUCUCACUAUUAUUUAUAGUACUUUACUAUACCUGCAUACUGUACAGAAGCUCCAUGCAUGUUUUCUCGGCAAUAAUAGUAGCGAUUAGCCUUUUGCAUGGCCGAUUUUCCCGCCAUUUUUGCGGUACUGCCUCUCCCACGUUUGAGAGUCUCCGCACCACGAAGUGCGACUUUUUAGCAUUAUAAUAUUUAGCAUUAUAAAUUAUAAUGGUAAAUUGACUCUUUCUCGGCAGAAUACAAUAAGCAUUUUGCGGAUUGUUUUCCCCUAAAAAUAAGUGAACACUCUUCCAGAAAAUUGGAAACGCCCUGAAUUACUAAAAACAUGUUCCAGAGCACAGUGAGAUAUUCUAUUUACUUAAAAAAUGGACAAAUACAUCUCAUGCGAGAAAAAUGUCCACAAAUGUAAAAUCUCAUAAUAUCCUAUGCUAAUAGUUUUGCCAAAAAAAUUGACAUGUUGCAAAAAAACCAUAAAAGAUCAAUAUUUUCAACAGGUUUGAGCAUAAUAAAACUACAGGAGAUUUUGGUCAUUUUUAAAGCAGUGAUUACCAUAUUAAUUGUUGGUUUGGAUAAAUCGACACCAAUGUGAAAAUACACUAAAUAGUUCAUUUUUCAAAGCAGUUGUCACCGAUAUGUCGAGACCACAUUUCCACAAGGUUGAUAAAUUAGGAAUAUUUUGCAAACAUAUUAAUUGUUGGUUUGGAUAAAUCCACGCCAAUAUGAAAAGGCACUAAAUAGGUUAUUUUUCAAAGCAGUUGUCACCGAUAUGUCGAGACCACAUUUUCACAUGGUUUAUAAAUUAGGAAUAUUUUGCAAACAUAUUAAUUGUUGGUUUGGAUAAAUCCACGCCAAUAUGAAAAGGCACUAAAUAGGUCAUUUUUCAAAGCAGUUGUCACCGACAUGUCGAGACCACAUGCAGAUAGAUAGAUAGAUAGAUGGAUAGAUAGAUAGAUAGAUAUUUUAUUAAAAGCCACUUUGCAGCCACUUUGGCUGAAUUACGUAGAUUUUUACAAUAGUAUAUAACUUUAAAUAUUAGACAUGUUAGUCUACUCAAUUAUUAUAAUAUAUCAUGGAUGGCACAAAAGUGUUCCUAAAGCGGUUAGUGUUAGUCAUUGGAAGAUCAUAGAGGCGUUUGUUUGUGUCUCCGAUUAGUGAUUAAGUGUCCCCGAUUAGUGAAAGUUGAUCUUUGGCUAUAAGACAUGACACUUUAAUAAAGUAAUCAAUCAAUCAAUCAAUUAAGUUAUAUUUCGCUUGGUGUUUUGGCGGCAGCAGUGCAUGGAGUUUAUGGUCACUGUCAGUUGAUAUUUUAAGGAAAAGCUUUUCACACAGUGUUUGUCUUCGGACCGAUAAGGAGUUUAGUCCAGAUUGCUGCAGGCUCUCUGAAUAUGGCUGCCCUCUGUAAAUUAUAGCCAAGGAUCGUUUUUGUACUCGCUCAAGAUCGUCAGACAAGUACUUUGGUAAAGAGUGUGGAAUACCUGUGAUGCGUAUUCGAGAGUGGGUCUAAUACAGGUACAAUAAAAGUUAACAAUAUCUGCCUCAGGAAUAUCUGCCUCAGGAACAUCUGCACGUUUGAGUUGGACCAAACAAUACAGACGUUUGUUCGCUUUCUUAAUGACAUGGUCGAUAUGGAGGUUCCAUUGCAAUGAGUUCGAGACUAUCAGGCCCAGAAUUUUUACGUGAUCCACUAUUUUGAGUGGAACGUUGUCUACUCUAAUUGGGUCAAACUCCUGAUGAACACGCUUGAAGUCGAUCCUCAGCUCCUUGCAUUUUUCUGCGUUCAAGUGCAGUUUGUUGUCUGCUGACCAUUUCUCAACAGACGUGGCAGCCGAUUGAGUGUGGGUGAGGGAAUUCUUUGGAAUGAUUUCCGAAAUUGUCGUGUCGUCAACAAACUUCCACGUACUGAUGCUGUUCACACGUAGGUCAUUCACCAUUAGAAGAAAUAGCCAGGGGCCUAACUUGGUGCCUUGGGGUACUCCUGAGGGGACAUAUCUCCAUGACGAAAGGGCGUCGGCAAGCUUCACUUUGAUAUCUGUUGGAUAAAAACUCGGUUAUCCAGGAGCACACCUUUCGGGGGUAAUGACGUCAGGUUUUGAAGUUUUUUAAUUAGGAUGGAAUGUCAACUAGGUCAAAUGCCUUUUUAUAAUCAAAAAGAGUUACUCUGACUGUUGCGCCAGAUUUGUCUGUAGCUUGGGACCAUUCAUGGAUCAUUGAGAUUAGGGCAAGCACUGAAGAGGACUUUGGUAUGGCCCCGUACUGAUCCGGAUCUAAUGUAUCCAAUAUAGCAGGCGCUAUGUACUUUGCGAUCACAAAUUCUUCUGCAACUUUAGAGAUUGAUGGCGUCAAGGAGAUCGGUCGCAAAUGUUUGUUGACAUCAGUGGCUGGUUUUACCUUCGGGACUGGGAUGAUGUCAGCAUGUUUCCACAUUGACGGUAAUCUCUGUUCAUCAAAGGAAGAAUUGAUAAUAUUACAGACUGGUUUUGCGAGUAUCUCGGCAUACGUUUUACACAACCAAUUUGGGAUACCAUUUUUUUUUUUAAUUUUAUUUUCCCAUGUACAUUACAAUUAUUAAUAAAUAACUAUUUGGGCUAGAGACCUACUAGAAACCUUUGCAGGCUUUUGUUUCUAGGCCACUAGUCAUGUCGUAUUUUAUAGAUUAUUUUAUUAUUUACAGUAAUUUUUAAGAUAAUAUUAAAUGCAGAAGAAAAGUUUUAUAAGGUACAUAUAUACAAGAUAUUUACAAAUUUGAGGUAUGAAGGGUAAAUACUGUAGUGUUUACAAUAUUAAAAUAAAGAGAUAUACUAGUUAGAUUUUUAUGUGGUAUUAUUUGCCCACGUUAAAUUAAUUAAACGCGUCCACGCCAAGUUAAAAAAGUAAUUGGAACACAAAUAUAUAUGGCAUGGACGCGUCCACGCCAAGUUAAUAAGGUCAUUGGAACAUAAAUAGCUAUACAAUAUAACCUAUAUGUUUAAAUAUUUGUAAUCCAGGCAUAUUAUGAUUUGUGAAAGUUCUUCGGAUUGAUAAUGCUUUCGGUUCUGUCUAUCUAUUCACAAUGUAACCAGUCACUGAAAAACCCUGAUAGGGAGUGUGCUGUGCAAUAUCUGCAGUUCCUUCGACUUGACCUCGUAGCUCAGUUGGUAGAGCAUUGAAUGACUUGUAUGCCAAAGUCGAGGGUUCGAUUCCCACCGUGGUCAGGCAAACUUUUCAGCUUUGACCGGUGCAGAUGCACACUCAGUAACACCACAAGCAUCAUAUUCAACUCAGUACAUAACACCAACACACACAAAAAGUGUCAUUUUGGAUGUUUAUCAAAGCCGUGAUAAGAGCUUUAUUAAAUGAAUCCCCUGAUGCCGGUUAACCGGGCCAGCUCGCCUCAUAUGAACAGACCCUUAGAAACAAGUUAUUUUCUUCACAGAUAUCCUUUUCAACCUCCCAAAGUACAGUUCCUUACACCCAUUUAUCAUCCAAAUAUUGACAAUGCUGGACGGAUUUGCCUUGAUAUAUUGAAAAUGCCACCAAAGGUAUGGUCCAGCCAAUUAUUAGUGUGUGUCUUGUUGACAUUCACCCAUAGACUUUCCACAAAUCGACUGAGUUCACUAGACUUUAUAUACAAACUAAGAAGGAUUUUUGUUGUUUAGAAAGAUUAUGUAUACUAUUUAGUCUAUUAUUUUCUCACUUCCAUUCUAUAUUUACUACCUACAUACCACCAUAAAUCCAUCAUUCAUUCCCACAGCAAAAUAAUGAAAUAAUCAUUAUGUGAAACUGUUAUUCAUUAAAUAUGUUUGAUGCGAAACCAAGAUUAUUCAUAUUGAAAACUAUAGACAUUCUCUGGUUAUAAUAUUUAUUUUUUACAAGCUUUCGACUGUCAGUCUACAGUCUUCAACGGGUAGAUCAUAACCUACCCGCGUUUAAGACUGUAGACUGACAGUCGAAAGCUUGUAAAAAAUAAAUAUUUAUAACCAGAGAACGUCUAUAGUUUUCUAUAUAUGUUAUUCAUUACUCGAUCCGCUCUCGAAAAAUACUUGGCUGUGCAGCAAUUCAUAAACAGAAACACAUAAUUAUUAAAAACAUAUCUUAAAACAACAAUUAAAAUCUACAGAAUUUGAAAAACAUUCAAAAUAUACUAACAAAUACAGUUACUGUACUUGAUUUUGACUAUGAUAAAUUAAACCAUUCAUAAAGAAGUUUCAAGUUUUUCAUAACAAAGGUAUACUUUUGAUUAACGGAUAUGAUGUUACAGUAAGCUGGUUAUUUCCUUAGGGUGGGUGGAAACCGUCAUGGAAUGUGUUGACAGUAUUAAAAUCAGUUCAAUCUCUUAUGGCAGAACCAAAUCCCGACGAUCCGUUAAUGGCAGAAAUAGUAAGUGGUACAGUUAUGAUGAAUAAUCUGAACAUGAUCAGAGGUUUAACAGAGCGUGGAAGAUCGAUCUGAGACGAGAUCAUCAUAUCUAUAAUAUGUUAGUGUAUGACUCUACAACCAGUUGCUUCCGCCUUAGGUGUGCAUUAACUCCAUGUUAUGAAAUUAGUUUUUCGAGUCGCGCAGUCAUAGAGAGAUACGUUUACUUUUAAAUUACUAUAACCAGUUCUUAAAUUUAGAAUAAGACGUUCUGCAAAAUCACUGAACUUUUGUCUUCCGGAAGAAUAGAAUAGUUUCAUUUUCCACUUCGUUGGAACAAAUCUUGUUUCGAAACUUGUUUAAUGAUUUCCUGCUUCUUAAUUGUUAUAAAUUAACUUGCAGUCUGAACAGUUCAAGUACCAAAGGGAAGAAUUUAAUACAACCGCUGAACGAUGGACCAAAAAGCAUGCAGUUUCAAAUGUGGGAAAUCCAACAACCGAACGCCAGGUAUUAUGCAUACAUUUCUUUGUCGUAAAUUUAUUGGGCUCGAAUAUUAUAACUAUGUGUGAAUAUCAUAAACUGCGCUGAAAGACCUAUUCUGUUUAAAAGGAACCGUUAAAAUUCGAGGUGAAUGACUCUGGAUGCAGUAAUUUGUCAACUGUAAUAGAAAAUAGAGCGUUAGUCGACACAACGAACAAUGAAACAAACGUUCCUGUGUCAAAAUGCCAUGCAAGUAAAAGACUGGCGGAACACGAUGGAUUUCCUCGACCAACGAAAGUUGUUAAAUACCAAUGAUUAUGUAGAAAUUAUACUGUAUGCAUAGAAUUGAUUUAUCAGUGCAGUGUAUGAGGUAUUAAUGGAGACAUUUUUAACGCUGGAUAUAUUUCAUCAAAAACCCAACAGCAAAGAACUGCCUCAGGCUCAACGCAUUGCUCAUGCAGUCAUGCACGAGGGGAGUUUUUUCUUUGUCUUUAUUUUCCCGCACUCAAUGAUAUGCAGGCUGUUCUUUAUUGAUUUGAUGUUAUUUCGUCGUUUUAAUAACCGCCUCCCUCCCGUAGUAAGUUUACUCUUAACAAAUGCGCGGAAUUCUUGCAAUGAAUUGCAAGAUCAAAAGCCAGGUCUUGAUUGUUUGAUUGUAUUAGUUAUUUAUACAGUACGCAUAACGCGAAUAAUUGGAUUAUAUUAGUUACAUACUGUAAAUACGAUUGGAUAAAAUUGAACAAAUUGGUGGAUUCAAAUAUAAAUGAGAUUUUGUAUACCCCGACAAUCCGGCCGUUGUCUUUAGUUUUGGCAACAACUACGAAUAGGAGAUUUUUCCUUUGUGACCAGUCACAUCGCGACUACUUCCAGCCAGAAAUGAUAAUUAUACGUAUUUUAUGUAAUACAUGCACUAUAUUGGAAUGGAAAGAUAGGAAAUGGAUUACAUUGUGUUUUAUUCAGUAUAUUAGUUUCUUAUUUUAUUAUUAUAUAUUUGUAUUAUUACUCCAUUAUUAUUACUAUAUUAUUAUGCCCUUGUCGUUUGAAAUUGGUUGUCGAUUAAAUCCGUGAUUUGCGUCGAUGAUGGAGCGAGGUUGUCUAAACGCUGCAAAAUACCACGAACUGUUGGUCGUUCCUUUGGAUCAACUUUUAUCAUGCUUAGAAUUAAAUUAUUCAGAUCCAUUGAGUAGUAACUAAA